This is a messenger RNA of Arabidopsis arenosa, 2722 nucleotides long. The record is from the annotation of a GenBank genome assembly. Lineage: Eukaryota; Viridiplantae; Streptophyta; Magnoliopsida; Brassicales; Brassicaceae.
AAAAUCUAGGGUUUUAAGGUUUCUUAUCCUUCCUCUUCCUCCGCCAGAUUCUUUUCUUGCGAAGAUGAGCAACGACAAGGACAACAUCAACAUGUCCGAUCUCAACGCCGCUCUUAACGAGGAGAAUCGUGCCGGGCUUGUUAAUGCUCUCAAGAACAAGUUGCAGAAUUUGGCUGGACAACACUCUGAUGUCCUUGAAAACUUGACUCCAACAGUCAGGAAGCGUGUGGAGGUUCUAAGAGAGAUUCAGAACCAAUAUGAUGAAAUGGAAGCAAAAUUCUUCGAGGAGAGGGCAGCUCUGGAAGCUAAAUAUCAAAAGUUAUAUCAGCCUUUAUAUACCAAGCGAUAUGAGAUUGUGAACGGUGUGGUAGAAGUUGAAGGUGCAGGGGAAGAUGUUAAAUCUGAACAAGGAGAAGACAAAGCAGAAGAGAAAGGAGUGCCAGAUUUCUGGCUUAUUGCAUUGAAGAACAAUGAAAUUACUGCUGAGGAGAUAACUGAGCGAGAUGAAGGGGCUCUCAAGUAUCUUAAAGAUAUCAAGUGGAGUAGGGUUGAAGAACCAAAAGGGUUCAAGCUUGAGUUUUUCUUUGAUCAGAACCCUUACUUCAAGAACACUGUCUUGACCAAGACAUAUCACAUGAUUGAUGAAGAUGAGCCUAUCCUUGAGAAGGCCCUUGGGACGGAGAUUGAGUGGUAUCCUGGAAAGUGUUUGACUCAGAAGAUUCUAAAAAAGAAGCCAAAGAAAGGAUCCAAAAACACAAAGCCAAUCACUAAGACUGAGGACUGUGAGAGUUUCUUCAACUUUUUCAGUCCACCUCAAGUUCCUGACGAUGAUGAGGAUCUUGAUGAUGACAUGGCUGAUGAACUCCAAGGCCAAAUGGAGCACGACUAUGAUAUUGGGUCAACAAUUAAAGAGAAAAUCAUCUCGCAUGCUGUGUCAUGGUUCACUGGUGAAGCUGUUGAGGCAGAUGACCUUGAUAUUGAGGAGGACGAUGAUGAGAUUGAUGAAGAUGAUGAUGAAGAGGACGAGGAAGAUGAUGAGGAUGACGAGGAGGAUGAUGAUGAGGAUGAUGACGAGGAGGAAGAAGCAGAUCAAGGAAAGAAGAGCAAAAAGAAGUCAUCGGCUGGGCACAAGAAGGCUGGAAGAAGCCAACCUGCGGAAGGUCAAGCAGUGGAGAAGAAGCUUUUUAGUGCUUUCUAUGGCGAGGAUUCUCCGAAACCUUUCUUCACUGAAAAGCUCUCUGUUCUCGUCAGAGGUAUAUUUAUCUUGUCUCUCAUUUGGGUACUUAGAAAAAGUGUGGUUGGAACAUCGUUUCAGCUCCGAGGCUUUGCUGCCAAAGCUAAAAAGAAAUCUAAGUCUGAUGGAAAUGGAUCAUCUGAAGAAGGUAUGUCGAAAAAGGAGAUUGCUCUUCAGCAAGCACUUGAUCAGAUUACCAGUUCAUUUGGCAAAGGGUCGAUAAUGUAUCUCGGUCGUGCUGUUUCUCCUAGAAAUGUACCGGUUUUCUCUACUGGAUCUUUUGCCCUCGAUGUAGCAUUGGGAGUCGGUGGCCUUCCUAAGGGGCGUGUUGUGGAGAUAUAUGGUCCUGAAGCAUCGGGAAAGACAACACUUGCUCUUCAUGUUAUUGCAGAAGCACAAAAACAAGGAGGAACCUGUGUCUUUGUAGAUGCUGAGCAUGCUCUUGAUUCGUCACUUGCUAAGGCAAUCGGUGUAAAUACAGAAAAUCUCCUUCUAUCGCAGCCUGAUUGUGGCGAACAGGCCCUUAGUCUUGUGGACACUUUAAUCCGAAGUGGUUCAGUUGAUGUUAUUGUAGUUGACAGUGUAAGUAAGGUGGCUGCUCUUGUACCUAAAGGAGAACUCGAGGGAGAGAUGGGUGAUGCCCAUAUGGCUAUGCAAGCCAGAUUGAUGAGCCAAGCUUUGCGUAAAUUGAGCCAUUCUUUAUCGUUAUCUCAAACACUUCUGAUCUUUAUAAAUCAGGUGAGAUCAAAACUAUCGACGUUUGGAGGAUUUGGAGGUCCAACAGAAGUUACGUGUGGUGGAAAUGCUCUGAAGUUUUAUGCUUCUAUGCGUUUGAAUAUCAAGCGAAUUGGACUUAUCAAGAAAGGUGAAGAGACAACUGGAAGUCAAGUCUCCGUGAAGAUAGUGAAGAACAAACUCGCUCCGCCAUUUAGAACUGCACAGUUUGAGCUUGAAUUCGGCAAAGGAAUCUGCAAGAUCACGGAGAUAAUCGACCUGAGCAUAAAGCACAAGUUCAUUGCGAAAAAUGGAACAUUCUACAAUCUCAACGGUAAAAACUACCAUGGAAAAGAGGCUUUAAAGAGAUUCCUAAAACAGAACGAAUCUGAUCAAGAAGAGCUCAUGAAGAAGCUGCAAGACAAGCUCAUCGCCGAUGAAAAUGCAGAUAAGGAAACUGAAUCUGAAUCUGAGGAAGAAGAUUCUCUGAGAGUUGUGGUUUCACCUGACAACACAGAUGAUGAAUCACCAGCUCUUGUUGUUGGUGCUGCUGCAGUGGUUGUUGAAGCAGCAUGAUUAGAGACCUCCGGCUUAGUAUAAUAUUCUUCCUUUGGUUUAGAGUUUUCGGUUUAAUCUGGUUUGGAUUCGGUUUCCCUCUCCUCUUGUAAUUUAUGUGCAAGUUCAAUCACAUUUACAUAUAAUCGUUGCUGUGGAUGAGAAAAUUUUGUAGUUUUUAUGGGGAAAUUUAAUGUUAACUAAAAGCAGAAUAUUUUU